CGCCCUGUGGUGAGCGCCUGUUACGUAACCGCUGAUGACGAAAGCGGAAGUCAGUCUGGAAAGUUUGAGUCCGUUUGUUUUUGAGGGUGUGUGUGUGUCUGUGUGUUCAACAGCUAUCACCGUCGUGCACCGUCUGAAAAGAGAUCAAUAUGGUUGUUCUGUCCAAAGAGUACGGCUACGUGGUGUUGACCGGCGUCGCCAGUAUGGUCAUGGUGGCACACUUGGCCAUCAGAGUAGGCAAGGCUCGCAAGAAGUACAAUGUGCCGUACCCAACAAUGUACAGCGAUGACAGCGAAAAUGGCAUAAUUUUUAACUGCAUUCAGCGUUCACACCAAAACACUCUGGAGCAAUAUCCCGCCUUCCUUUUCUGUCUGGCUAUUGGUGGUUUGCAUUGUCCCCGUCUCACCAGCGGACUGGGAGUUGUGUGGAUUCUCGGCAGAGAGAUGUACGCGCACGGCUACUCAACAGGAGAUCCUGAUAAAAGAAUGCAGGGAGCAUUCGGGACCGUGGCGAUGCUCGGAAUGAUACUGACUACUGCCAAUGUGGGGCGCCACAUGUUGGGCUGGAUGGGACCAUGCGUCGGGCCUUGGCGCCAGACGGCCUGUUGUUAAGAGGACCGUUAUUGUACCGAGAGCUUUUUUUCUGGCAGCGUGCAUACGUCAAGUAGGAUUAAUGGAGAGCAGUAGCUCCACCUGCAUGGCUGUCCGUGCUGCUCACUAAUUUUGACAUGAUUACAAAUAAAUACUAUGACAGAA
Messenger RNA from Nerophis ophidion (straightnose pipefish), 755 nucleotides. It is a transcript of the gene mgst3a, whose product is annotated as microsomal glutathione S-transferase 3a. Lineage: Eukaryota; Metazoa; Chordata; Actinopteri; Syngnathiformes; Syngnathidae. The record is from RefSeq and is a predicted model, not a curated record. Gene Ontology annotation, molecular function: glutathione transferase activity; glutathione peroxidase activity. Bases 150 to 611 code for a protein of 153 amino acids. The transcript has 6 exons. Gene Ontology annotation, cellular component: nuclear envelope; membrane; endoplasmic reticulum.